AUGGCAAAGCCCUUAUUCAUUUCUCUAACUACCUUCCUUUUCAUCUUCAAUCUCGUCCCUUCUUACGCACUCUACGGUUCUUCCUCCCCGGUUCUUCAGCUCACUCCCGCCAACUUCAAUAAAAAGGUUUUGAAUUCGAAUGGAGUUGUUCUUGUUGAAUUCUUUGCUCCAUGGUGUGGACACUGUAAGGCUCUGACCCCUAUAUGGGAGAAGGCAGCUACUGUAUUAAAAGGCGUUGUUACUGUGGCGGCACUUGAUGCUGAAGCUCACCAGGCUCUGGCUCAGCAAUAUGGUAUUAAAGGAUUUCCAACUAUUAAAGUGUUUGCACCUGGAAAACCACCGGUUGAUUACCAAGGAGCCAGAGAUGUCAAACCAAUUGCAGAAUUUGCACUUCAACAGGUAAAGGUUCUUUUGAAGGAACGAUUAAGUGGAAAAGCAACAGGGGGAUCAAAUGAGAAAAAGGAAACCAGUGCUUCUUCUUCGGUCGAAUUGAACUCUAGUAACUUUGAUGAAUUGGUUAUCAAAAGCAAAGAACUUUGGAUUGUAGAAUUUUUCGCACCUUGGUGUGGACAUUGUAAAAAAUUAGCUCCCGAGUGGAAAAGAGCGUCCAAUAAUUUGAAAGGGAAGGUUAAACUGGGUCAUGUUGAUUGUGAUGCUGAUAAGUCUCUAAUGAGCAGGUUCAAUGUUCAAGGAUUCCCAACAAUAUUAGUAUUUGGAGCCGAUAAAGAUACUCCAGUUCCUUACGAGGGUGCAAGAACUGCCUCAGCUAUCGAAUCAUUCGCAUUAGAACAGCUCGAAACAAAUGUUGCCCCUCCAGAAGUGACAGAGCUAUAUAGUGCAGAUGUUUUGGAAGAGAAAUGUGGUUCUGCAGCUAUCUGUUUUGUUGCCUUCCUUCCCGACAUUUUGGAUUCCAAGGCUGAGGGGAGGAACAAAUACCUUCAACAGUUAUUAACCGUUGCAGAGAAGUUCAAAAGGAGUCCUUACAGUUACGUAUGGGUGGCCGCCGGUAAGCAGCCAGAUCUUGAGCAGAAUGUUGGUGUUGGUGGAUAUGGUUAUCCAGCUUUAGUAGCCUUGAACAUUAAGAAAGCUGUUUAUGCUCCUCUUAAGAGUGCUUUCGAACUUGACCAAAUUAUAGAAUUUGUGAAAGAAGCUGGACGCGGCGGCAAAGGGAACUUGCCCUUGGGAGGUACUCCUACCAUUGUAAAGACAGAACCAUGGGAUGGAAAAGAUGGAGAAAUAAUUGAAGAGGAUGAAUUUUCUCUCGAAGAACUCAUGGGAGAAGAUGCCUCAAGCAAAGAUGAGCUAUAA
This is a messenger RNA of Lathyrus sativus (Indian pea), 1308 nucleotides long. NCBI's taxonomy places the organism in Eukaryota, Viridiplantae, Streptophyta, Magnoliopsida, Fabales, Fabaceae. The record is from the annotation of a GenBank genome assembly.